Molecule: messenger RNA, 183 nt
Organism: Prunus armeniaca (apricot)
Lineage: Eukaryota; Viridiplantae; Streptophyta; Magnoliopsida; Rosales; Rosaceae
Source: the annotation of a GenBank genome assembly
AUGGAAACUGAACAUUUGAUCAGUCACAAGCAUCCACUGAUGUUCAAGGAAGAGCAGAAAGAAAAACAUGGCGGGCUGGCUUUUUGCUCAGGGUGUGCAGAACCUGUGAUUGGCCCUGGCUACUGCUGCACCAAAUACCCGGAAUGCGACUUCAUUGUCCAUAAAUUACUUAAUUUUCUAUGA